GUAAGGAUGUAAUUUCAGAAAAAAAAACUUAUCGAGAAACUGCAAAUCCAGAGCAGAGCUCGCGCGCAGUGGCAGAGCAAUCUCGUCUCCCUUUGAACCCCUCGGAGCAGCCACGAUGCUUCUCCAAACUUCCGUCCACCACCGCACCGUCUCUCUCUCAUCGUCAAUUUCCUAUUCUGGCAAAUUGCCCUGCGUGAUUCCUGCUCAGGCCUUUCGCCGGAACGUGAAUUUUCGGAGGCUUUCACUCGCUGUAACCUGCUCCAUCUCCCAUGUCCAUAACUACGGAACUGUGGACUUCGAGCGGAGGCCUAUGGUCAAAUGGAACGCCAUAUACAGGAGGAUAUCUCUGAUGGAGAAUCCCGAGCUGGGCUCUGCGAGUGUGCUGAAUCAGUGGGAGAACGAGGGCAAGAAGCUUACGAAAUGGGAGCUUUCUCGGGUCGUGAAGGAAUUGAGGAAGUACAAGCGAUAUGAGAGGGCUUUGGAGAUAUAUGAUUGGAUGAGCAAUAGAGAAGAGAGGUUUAGAUUAACAACUAGUGAUGCUGCAAUACAAUUGGAUCUUAUUUCGAAAGUCCGUGGUAUUACAAGCGCUGAAGACUACUUCCUAAGGUUGCCGGAUAACUUGAAGGAUAGGAGGAUAUAUGGGGCUCUUCUGAAUGCCUAUGUGAGAGCAAGACUGAGAGAAAAAGCUGAAAAUUUACUAGCGAAAAUGAGAACUAAAGGUUAUGCGACGCACCCGCUUCCAUUCAAUGUAAUGAUGACUCUCUACAUGAACCUUAAAGAGUACGAGAAAGUCGAGUCAUUAGUGUCGGAAAUGACCGAAAAAGGCAUUCAACUUGAUAUAUACUCCUAUAAUAUAUGGCUAUCAUCUUGUGGAUUACAAGGAUCUACUGAGAAUAUGGAAAAAGUAUAUGAGCUAAUGAAACAGGAUAGGACCAUCAAUGCCAAUUGGACUACUUUCAGCACAAUGGCAACAAUGUACAUUAAGAUGGGACUGAUAGAAAAGGCUGAAGAAUGUUUGAGGAGGGUUGAAAGUAGAAUUGUGGGACGUGAUCGGAUACCGUAUCAUUAUCUGAUAAGUCUAUAUGGUAGCAUUGGUAACAAAGAUGAAACUUAUCGGGUGUGGAACAUUUACAAAACCGUUUUCCCCACCAUUCCGAAUCUAGGAUACCAUGCUAUAAUCUCUGCUCUAAUCAGGAUAGGUGAUGUUGAAGGUGCUGAAAAAAUAUAUGAGGAAUGGCUAUCGGUUAAAACGACUUACGACCCUAGGAUUGCUAAUCUUUUCAUUGGGUGGUAUGUUAAGGAAGGGAAUGUGAGCAAAGCUGAGAGCUUCUUUGAUCACAUGGUUGAGGUCGGAGGAAAACCAAAUUCGAGUACGUGGGAGACUCUCGCCGAUGGACAUACUAAAGAGGGUCGGGUUUCUGAUGCUGUAGCUAGUUGGAAAGAAGCCUUUUCUGCUGAGGGUUCAAAGAGUUGGAGGCCAAAGCCCUAUAAUGUGUUGGCUUACUUCGACCUCUGCGAGAAAGAAGGUGAAAUUGGCAGUAAGGAGGUUUUAGUUGAAUUGUUGAGGCAGUCAAAAUAUCUUCAAGACAAAUCAUACGCAUCGCUCAUCGGUUUGUCAAACGACACAGUCGACAGUAGUGUAGUUUCAGGGAAUGGUAGCAGUAUAGAUGAUGAACGUGAUACAACCGAGUACGAGUCUGAUGACUCCGAGAUACUUCUCAAGUUGUGACAGAUCCAAUGAUAGUGUCAUCUAUGGUUUCGAGAAUAUCGUCAUUAGAAGUUUGGCAAAUAUGUUUUGCGUCGCCCCUGUCGCAGAGGGUCGAGAAUGAUGACCGUUGGUUCACUUUUCAAGUGCAGUGGGUGAAAGCAACCUGGAAUUUUGCUUUGGGGAUGUGGGAGUUGGGUCAAAUCUGAAGUUAAUACUCAGCAGAGGUAUGUUUAUUUAUGUUACACUUGCAGCCAUCUGUGUCUAGAAGGAGAUCUUUCUAUUUUGAAUGUAAUUUUCCCAGAUACUAAAUAGGGUGAAAAUUUUUGGUGCAGUUUCGUCUUGACCGUUGAUUGAUAGUUUUUUAAGCAUCAUUUGUUGGAAGAGAGAUAGAUAUGGAAGUGAAGAUUUUGUUAAUUUAUGAUGUUGGUAUUUGGAUGAUAAUAUGAUUAUUUUCAAAA
Molecule: messenger RNA, 2166 nt
Organism: Momordica charantia (bitter melon)
Lineage: Eukaryota; Viridiplantae; Streptophyta; Magnoliopsida; Cucurbitales; Cucurbitaceae
Product: Tetratricopeptide repeat (TPR)-like superfamily protein
Cellular component (GO): mitochondrion
Molecular function (GO): protein binding
Source: RefSeq, a predicted model, not a curated record